UGGGGCACCCCCAGCCCUGAGACGCCCCCCGCCUGCUGCCAUGUGCCUCCGUGGAGACCCCGCGUGUUUCCAAACUUUCUCCCAGCCGGUUCGGCUCUGAGUCGCGUUUCGGAGUGGUGUCUCCCCAGGGACAGGGGACCCAGGGCUUCGGCGGGCUGCAGACUGUCGGCUCCUCUCGGCAGGACUCCGAGAGUUCUUUCCCUGGGACUGCAGUCCUCAUCUGCCCUCCCCAGCCCGCGAUCGGGCAAGAAGCUGAGUUCGACCCGUGGAGCCACCGCUUUUUCCAAAACGGUUUAUCUUUGGUCGGAUUUCUUCAAAAGAAAACCCAACAGGUUGCCAGCCCAGGCGCUGCGCACCCGUGGGCGCGGGAAGUUGCGCUCGGCCGUGCUGCCGGCGCAGACCCAGCUGCGGGAAGCGAGAGGAGGGACCAGGGCGAUGGCUCGGCCUGACCCGUCCGCACCGCCCCCGCUGCUGUUGCUGCUCCUGGCACAGCUGGCCGGCCGGGCGGCGGCCGCCUCCAAGGCCCCUGUGUGCCAAGAGAUCACGGUGCCCAUGUGCCGAGGCAUCGGCUACAACCUGACGCACAUGCCCAACCAGUUCAACCACGACACGCAGGACGAGGCGGGCCUGGAGGUGCACCAGUUUUGGCCGCUGGUGGAGAUCCACUGUUCGCCGGACCUUCUCUUCUUCCUGUGCUCCAUGUACACGCCCAUCUGCCUGCCGGACUACCACAAGCCGCUGCCGCCCUGCCGCUCCGUGUGCGAGCGUGCCAAGGCCGGCUGCUCGCCGCUCAUGCGCCAGUAUGGCUUCGCCUGGCCCGAGCGCAUGAGCUGCGACCGCCUCCCGGUGCUGGGCCGGGAUGCCGAGGUCCUGUGUAUGGAUUACAACCGCAGCGAGGCCACCACGGCGCCGCCCAGGGCCAUCCCCGCCAAGCCCACGCGCUCAGGCCCGCUCGGGAUGCCCGCCUCGGCGGGUGAGUGUGCCGCCGGGGGCCCAUCGGUGUGCAAGUGCCGCAAGCCCUUUGUGCCCAUCCUGAAGGAGUCCCACCCGCUGUACAACAAGGUGCGGACCGGCCAGGUGGCCAACUGCGCGGUGCCCUGCUAUCAGCCGUCUUUCAGCCCCGACGAGCGCACGUUCGCCACCUUCUGGAUCGGCCUGUGGUCGGUGCUGUGCUUCAUCUCCACCUCCACCACGGUGGCCACCUUCCUCAUCGACAUGGAGCGCUUCCGCUACCCUGAGCGCCCCAUCAUCUUCCUGUCUGCCUGUUACCUGUGCGUGUCCCUGGGCUUCCUGGUACGCCUGGUGGUGGGCCACGCUAGUGUGGCGUGCAGCCGCGAGCACAGCCACAUCCACUACGAGACCACUGGCCCGGCGCUCUGCACCGUCGUCUUCCUGCUGGUCUAUUUCUUCGGCAUGGCCAGCUCCAUCUGGUGGGUCAUCCUGUCGCUCACCUGGUUCUUGGCGGCUGGCAUGAAGUGGGGCAACGAGGCCAUCGCGGGCUACGCACAGUACUUCCACCUGGCCGCGUGGCUCAUCCCUAGUGUCAAGUCCAUCACGGCCUUGGCCCUGAGCUCUGUGGACGGGGACCCAGUGGCUGGCAUCUGCUACGUGGGCAACCAGAACCUGAACUCGCUGCGCGGCUUCGUCCUGGGCCCGCUGGUGCUUUACCUGCUGGUGGGCACGCUCUUCCUGCUGGCGGGCUUCGUGUCCCUCUUCCGCAUCCGCAGCGUCAUCAAGCAGGGCGGCACCAAGACGGACAAGCUGGAGAAGCUCAUGAUCCGCAUCGGCGUCUUCACGCUGCUCUACACGGUGCCCGCCAGCAUCGUGGUGGCCUGCUACCUGUAUGAGCAGCACUACCGGGAGAGCUGGGAGGCGGCGCUCACCUGCGCGUGCCCGGGCCCCGACGGUGGCCAGCCGCGCGCCAAGCCCGAGUACUGGGUGCUCAUGCUGAAGUACUUCAUGUGCCUUGUCGUGGGCAUCACGUCGGGCGUCUGGAUCUGGUCCGGCAAGACGGUGGAGUCGUGGCGGCGCUUCACCAGCCGCUGCUGCUGCCGCCCACGGCGGGGCCACAAGAGCGGCGGCGCCACUGCCGCGGGGGACUACGCCGAGGCCACCGCCGCGCUCACGGGCAGGACCGCGCCCCCGGGGCCCGCCGUUGCUUACCACAAGCAGGUGUCUCUGUCGCACGUGUAGAAGCCCCGGCUGACCGACUGGCCAGGGCGUUGGCUGGGAGCGCGGGCUGGGGGGUGUUGUUUGGUCGCAUUGCCAAGGUCACUUCCGUUUACUUUCUCGGUGCAGAAUGCAGCCUCUUGGGGCAACUUGGAGAGGGGGAGGAGAACCUGUCCCAGGACUUCGCAAAAGGGGCUCAGCCCACGUGUAUUCUAUUUUGCGUUUCUUUACCCGCCUUCUUUUAAGGGAACCUUGUUUUUUUAAUUUAUAUAUAUAUAUAUUUCCUUUUUUUUUUUUUUGCUUAAAUUUUAACUGUUGCAUUUUGGCAACAAAAUUUACCUAUGCUUUGGGGGCUUUACAAUCCUGUGGUUGGCUUUAUAAUGAAGUUCCACUUGGUUCAGGUUUCUUUGAACUGUGUGCUCUGAAGAGGGAAAUAUAGAUUUCCUAUA
This is a messenger RNA of Echinops telfairi (small Madagascar hedgehog), 2618 nucleotides long. It is a transcript of the gene FZD5, whose product is annotated as frizzled class receptor 5. The record is from RefSeq and is a predicted model, not a curated record. The transcript is spliced from 2 exons. Gene Ontology annotation, molecular function: Wnt-protein binding; Wnt receptor activity. Gene Ontology annotation, biological process: non-canonical Wnt signaling pathway; canonical Wnt signaling pathway. The coding region runs from base 436 to 2193 and encodes 585 amino acids. NCBI's taxonomy places the organism in Eukaryota, Metazoa, Chordata, Mammalia, Afrosoricida, Tenrecidae. Gene Ontology annotation, cellular component: plasma membrane.